AUGAAAAUUAGUUCUAUUGUACUCUCUAUUUUGACAUAUAUAUCAGUUGACUCAAUCAUUGCAUAGCACAACCAUGGAGACUACAUCGAUCUUAACCCGGCAUACAGAGUUAAACUUAGUGGAAGUGAUUCAUUUGACCAUUUGCAUACAUACUAAAAGGAUAAGUUCUUCGUGGAGGGUUUUGAAUUCCUUUCAGAUGACUUGAUGAUUUAAAGCGCUGGGCUUUACUCAGGUUCAGAAAUUCAUUUGAUUAGCAUUGAUCACGACAAGCACCAGUCUAAAAUUGUCCAGAAAGCAACUCUUCCCUCCAAAUUUUUCGGAGAAGGUUGUACUGCCUUUAAAAAUGUGAUCUACUAAAUGACUUACAGGGAAAAGAAGGUUUUCCUCUAUGAUUAAAAAACUUUAGAAAGCAAGGGAACACUAGAUAUGCCAGAGAUUAUGGUCGAGGGUUGGGGACUUACUCAUGACUCCAAAAACCUAUAUGCCUCAGAUGGUACAGAGUACAUUUACAAACUUGAUCCAGCUACAUUCCAUGUCGUUGGCGAGAUUGAAGUAAAGGACAAUGGUAAGAAUGUUGAAUAUAUCAAUGAAUUGGAAUAUGCUAAUGGUUUUAUCUAUGCCAAUGUUCUUCCACACAACAUUAUAAUUAAGAUCGAUCCAGAGACAGGAAACGUCGUGAGAAAAUAUGAUUUCGGCAGUUUAAAGAAGAAGAUGAUCAAAUCAAUGCAUAAUUUAUUCUGGGAUGACCAAAACAACGUCCUCAAUGGCAUCGCUUAUAGAAAAUCAACCAACACAUUCUUUGUGACAGGCAAGAACUUUAAUCAAAUAUUUGAAGUCAUGCUUAAUUGA
Messenger RNA from Stylonychia lemnae, 849 nucleotides. NCBI's taxonomy places the organism in Eukaryota, Ciliophora, Spirotrichea, Sporadotrichida, Oxytrichidae. The record is from the annotation of a GenBank genome assembly.